GAAAAUGACAAUCGCUAAAACCUCAGCGAGUAGCAGUUGAGGAAAGCGUGGGUGUGUAGAACUAAAAUCAGUUACAUGGCAAUGGGAAGGCAGAGGGAGAGAGUGAGAGGAGUGUUGCCCAAGAGAAUAAUACUGGUGCGUCACGGCGAGUCGCAGGGGAAUCUGGACACCGCCGCGUACACAACCACCCCCGACCACAAGAUCCAGUUGACGGCGGAAGGCAUUGCGCAGGCACGCCUUGCCGGGGCACGUAUGCGCCACGUCAUGGCUCGCGAGGGGUCUCGGAAUUGGCGUGUCUACUUCUACGUGUCACCCUACGCGCGCACCCUAUCCACGCUCCGGGAGAUUGGUCGAUCGUUUUCCAAGAAGCGCGUGAUUGGCGUGAGGGAGGAGUGCCGCAUUCGGGAGCAAGAUUUCGGAAAUUUUCAGGUGCCGGAGCACAUGAACCUCAUCAAGGAAACUCGCCAGCGCUUCGGCAGAUUCUUCUACCGCUUCCCCGAGGGCGAGUCCGCCGCUGACGUCUUCGAUCGCGUUUCGAGUUUCCUUGAAUCUUUGUGGAGGGACAUUGACAUGAACAGGCUUAAUCAUGAUCCUUCUGAUGAUCUGAAUUUGAUAAUUGUGUCACAUGGGUUGGCAUCGCGUGUUUUCCUCAUGAAAUGGUUCAAGUGGUCUGUUGAACAAUUUGAGCUUUUGAACAAUUUUGGGAACUGUGAGUUUCGCGUGAUACAGUUGGGGAGUGGUGGAGAAUACAGCUUGGCAAUUCAUCACACAGACAAAGAACUGCUUCAAUGGGGUCUCUCUCCUGAUAUGGUAGCUGAUCAGAAAUGGCGAGCUCAUGCCAGCAGGGGUGCAUGGAAUGAUCAAUGUUCAUGGUACCUUGAUGCUUUUUUUGAUCAUCUUGCCGAUUCUGAUGAUGAAAAUGUGGAUAAACAAGAUGAGAAUAAUUCUUUGACUGUUCAUUCUUAGUGUUGGAAUUCAUAUUUAACAUUCACUAGACAAUUUUGAUCAAAGAAAUUUUCAUUUCCAAAAUAGAAGAGGAAAAUUAAGAAAGAAGAGGAUGAGGUGAUAAUAGGUUGUUCCUUGCUAGUUGGCAUCUCUACUCACUUAUUCAUCAUCAUAAAACUCAUCCAUUUGUGUGAUGCAUAAUGCAUGCAUCCUGUAUUAUACAUUAUGAUAGAAUUUAGAAGAGCAUGAAUAUAUUUAUGUAUAUUGGACGCACUCAGUCAACGUCGCUUGGUGUGAAAAUUUCUUCUGAAUU
This is a messenger RNA of Abrus precatorius (Indian licorice), 1258 nucleotides long. RefSeq names its product phosphoglycerate mutase-like protein AT74. The record is from RefSeq and is a predicted model, not a curated record. The transcript has 2 exons. The coding region runs from base 76 to 966 and encodes 296 amino acids. Lineage: Eukaryota; Viridiplantae; Streptophyta; Magnoliopsida; Fabales; Fabaceae. Gene Ontology annotation, molecular function: phosphatase activity.